Messenger RNA from Penicillium bovifimosum, 1890 nucleotides. It is a transcript of the gene osm1, whose product is annotated as putative fumarate reductase Osm1. The transcript is spliced from 2 exons. The coding region runs from base 1 to 1890 and encodes 629 amino acids. The record is from RefSeq and is a predicted model, not a curated record. Lineage: Eukaryota; Fungi; Ascomycota; Eurotiomycetes; Eurotiales; Aspergillaceae. Gene Ontology annotation, molecular function: oxidoreductase activity; FMN binding.
AUGGCAGCACCUCAAGUAAUUGUGGUCGGUGGUGGCCUCUCCGGCCUCAGUGCCGCCCACACCGUCUACCUCAACGGCGGUAACGUCGUCGUUUUGGAUAAGCAGGCCUUCUUCGGUGGUAACUCCACCAAGGCCACUUCCGGUAUCAACGGUGCCCUCACCCGCACCCAGACCGACCUCGGCAUUCAGGACAGCGUCAAGCAGUUCUACGAUGAUACCCUCAAGUCGGCUCGUGACAAGGCCCGUCCCGAGCUGAUCAAGGUCCUGACCUACAAGUCCGCUGCCGCCGUUGAGUGGCUGCAGGAUGUCUUCAACCUCGAUCUCACCCUCGUCUCCCGUCUCGGUGGCCACACUCACCCCCGUACCCACCGUGGUCACGAUGCCAAAUUCCCCGGUAUGGCCAUCACCUACGCCCUGAUGGUGCGAUUGGAAGAACUCGCCACCAAGGAGCCCGGUCGUGUCCAGAUCAUCAAGAAGGCCAACGUCACCUCCGUCAACAAGUCCGGCAACCACGUUACCGGUGUCACCUACACUGUCAACGGUGAGGAGAAGUCCAUCGACGGUGUCGUCGUCCUGGCGACCGGUGGUUACGCUGCCGACUUCAGCGAGACCUCCCUCUUGAAGAAGCACCGCCCCGACACCUACGGCCUCUCCUCCACCAACGGCACUCACGCUACCGGUGACGGUCAGAAGAUGCUGAUGGCCAUCGGUGCCAACGGCAUUGACAUGGACAAGGUCCAGGUUCACCCCACUGGUCUCGUCGACCCCAAGGACCCCAACGCCAAGUUCAAGUUCUUGGCUGCUGAGGCCCUCCGCGGUGAGGGUGGUCUCCUCCUGAACUCCGACGGCCAGCGCUUCUCCGACGAGCUCGGCCACCGUGAUUACGUGUCCGGUAAGAUGUGGGAGGAGAAGGAGAAGGGCAAGUGGCCCAUCCGCCUUGUCCUCAACAGCAAGGCCUCCAACGUCCUCGACUUCCACACCCGUCACUACUCCGGCCGUGGCCUGAUGAAGAAGAUGACCGGUGCCGAGCUCGUCGCCGAAAUUGGCUGCGGCGAAGCCGCCCUCAAGAAGACCUUCGAUGAGUACAAUCUCAUCGCCGAGGGCAAGAAGAAGGACCCCUGGAACAAGCGCUUCUUCCACAACAUGCCCUUCAGCCUGGACGACGAGUUCCACGUCGCCCUCAUGGAGCCCGUCCUCCACUUCACCAUGGGCGGUAUCGAGAUCAACGAGCACGCCCAGGUCCUCAACGCCGAGAAGAAGCCCUUCGAAGGCCUCUACGCCUGCGGUGAAUUGGCCGGUGGUGUCCACGGUGCCAACCGUCUCGGCGGCUCCUCCCUGCUCGGCUGUGUCGUCUACGGCCGUGUCGCCGGUGACUCCGCCUCCCAACACCUGUUCCAGAAGCUCAUCACCUCCGGCUCCUCCGCCGCCACUUCCCGUCUCGGCCAGAUCUCCCUGCACAUCGAUCCCACCACCCCCGGCAAGUUCUCCGUCGAGUGGGGCGGUGCCGCCCCCGGCGGCAGCCUGCCUGCCCUCGCCGCUCCCGCCGACACCCCCGCUGCGGCUGCUUCCGGUGCCGCUGCCACCACCGAGGAGGCCGUCGCCAAGCCCGACCCGGCCAACUUCAAGAUCCCGGAGACCGAGUACACCAUGGAGGAAGUCGCCAAGCACAACAAGAAGGAGGACCUCUGGAUCGUCGUCAAGGGCGUCAUCCUCGAUGUCACCAACUGGCUCGAUGAGCACCCUGGUGGCGCUAACGCCCUGUUCAACUUCAUGGGCCGCGAUGCUACCGAGGAGUUCGCUAUGCUCCACGAUGACGAGGUCAUUCCUAAGUACGCUGGUCACAUUGUCAUUGGCCGUGUCAAGGGCCAGACCCCCAGCCUGGAGCUGUAA